AUGCAUCCUAUUCCAGCAACGACCCCCACAUUUAUUUUAGUCUCCGUCCUAGUUUACCUUGCAGAUGCAAUCAGAUCACCGAGACUGCUCGCCCCAGGGACGAGCUGCGUGCCAUAUGGCCCGCUUGUGCCUCGUCCAACUAAUCUUAGAAAUGCCAAGAUUGUCCAGGAUGCAACGGCAAGCUUGAGUCAGAACCUUGAUGACGCUUUAUCAGGAAAGAUCAAGGCUGGCUUUGACGUGGACCAGUCAUCAUUUUCAAUUGGUCUUAUAUCCUCCCAGAAAAGGAGCGCAUCUCUUACGGACGGUGGUCAUGUUUGGUCCUAUCAUCAUCUUGGGAAAAAUAAUGUCAACGGCACCAAGAUCGCUGAUGAGAAUUCGCAGUAUCUGAUCGGAUCAAUAUCCAUGCUAUUCACGGAUGUUCUGCUACUAAAAUCCAAUAUCGACUUGAAUAGUCCCAUCACAAAAUACUUACCGACUCUACAGGGAUCUCAGUCAUUGAUCCAAUGGGACAAUAUCACGCUGUCCGCGCUAUCAAAUCAUCUUUCGGGAAUACCUUCAAAUCUACCUUCGUCUUUCGAUUCUUAUUCCUUGCAUUCGAUGUACGAGCGUCUUGGGUUCCCUGUUUUCACCAAUGCGAGCUACCCAGAAUGCGGAGUAACAGGUCUCAACCGAGGAUGCAACCAAACACAGAUAAUCGAGAUGAUGAGUAGCGCACUGCCUGUGGAGCCACCCUACAGCCAGCCCAUAUACUCCUCAGUUGCCUAUACAUUGCUUGGUAUGGCAUUGGAAGCCGAGACAGGAAAGACAUACCGUCAACUUUUACACGACCUAAUUGUAGGUCCGUUUGGUUUAACGAACACUGGCAUUUCCCCGGGAGUCUAUAACCGGGCGGUCAUUCCCCCUCUCCCUAUUGCAGAACAGAGAUGGGGAGCAGAUUAUGGAGCCAAUAAUCCAGGUGCAGGUCUAUAUUCUUCUCUGCGCGAUCUUUCAGUUUUCACGACAAGAAUCCUAAAUUAUUCGAUAUUCGAUAACCCGGACCAAGUUAGACAAUGGCUGAAGCCUCAUUCUAUGACAUCUUCAGUCAGUGAUCUCGUUGGCCAGUCAUGGGAGGUGCACCGAGUUGAGAACCUGGUACCUGAAAAUCCACACACAGUGGACAUCUUUGCGAAAAGUGGUGGUGCACAGGGCUAUGCAUCCCACUUUUCAGUGGUCGAUCAGUAUGGAAUUGGGUUUGUCAUUUUGACAGCAGGUCCAAGAAAGGCGUACACGGCGUCAAUUCUAAACGAUGCCGUAAUCUCAGCACUUAUACCUGCCGUUGAUUCGGAAGCCCGACGACAAGCAGAGAAGUAUACGGGAACAUUCACUCCCAUGUUUUCCAUCAGCACAGAAACAGCCGACCCAGACUUCUCUCCUAAACUGGUCCUAUCCAUGGAUAAUGGAACAGGCAUCAAGAUAGAAUCCCUCACAAGAAGUGGAUCUGAUAUACUGAACAGUAUCCAGAUGAUCUGGGCCUCAGCUUUUCCCCAAUUUGGAAUUUUAAAUCCGGACAUGCGCAUCUAUCCAACUGAAAUUGAACGGCCAGUUGAAAAUCAAGAUAGUGUGAUCUACCAAGACUGGCGAAUCAGCUUUGACAUAAUACCUUCUGACAACGCUGCUAUUUCCGAUCUACCGGGACAGGGUACACUGUUGAAUGUUUGUUCCUCUUGGAAGACUGUUGAUUGGCUUUACUAUGGCGGUAAAGCACUGGAUCGCAUUGUCUUCAAAGUCAAUCAAACAGAUGGAACUGUAAUUGGGGUCGAUAUUCCAUUUUUGCGAAGUGGUUUACUUGGGAAAACGUGA
Penicillium nucicola is the source of this 1839-nucleotide messenger RNA. RefSeq names its product serine hydrolase domain-containing protein. The record is from RefSeq and is a predicted model, not a curated record. The transcript is spliced from 4 exons. Lineage: Eukaryota; Fungi; Ascomycota; Eurotiomycetes; Eurotiales; Aspergillaceae. The coding region runs from base 1 to 1839 and encodes 612 amino acids.